Penicillium longicatenatum is the source of this 3543-nucleotide messenger RNA. RefSeq names its product GTPase BMS1. Gene Ontology annotation, molecular function: GTP binding; GTPase activity; U3 snoRNA binding. The coding region runs from base 1 to 3543 and encodes 1180 amino acids. Gene Ontology annotation, cellular component: 90S preribosome; nucleus. The transcript has 3 exons. Gene Ontology annotation, biological process: maturation of SSU-rRNA from tricistronic rRNA transcript (SSU-rRNA, 5.8S rRNA, LSU-rRNA); ribosome biogenesis; endonucleolytic cleavage of tricistronic rRNA transcript (SSU-rRNA, 5.8S rRNA, LSU-rRNA). NCBI's taxonomy places the organism in Eukaryota, Fungi, Ascomycota, Eurotiomycetes, Eurotiales, Aspergillaceae. The record is from RefSeq and is a predicted model, not a curated record.
AUGGAGAACCAAGCGAACCGGUCGCACCGGCCCGCUAAGGAGAAGAAGAAAUAUGAAGGGAAAAACCCCAAGGCUUUUGCCUACUCCAACCCGGGAAAGCUCAACAAGCAGGCUGCGCGAUCCUCAGAGGUCAAGGAAAAGAGACUCCAUGUCCCCCAGGUUGAUCGCAUGCCCGAGGAGGCUCCUCCGACUGUCAUUGCAGUUGUUGGACCUCCCGGUGUCGGCAAGACUACUCUCAUCAAGUCCCUGAUCCGUCGCUACACCAAGCAGACCCUCAGCUCGCCCCAGGGACCAUUGACAAUCGUUACCUCCAAGAAGAAGCGUCUUACUUUUCUCGAAUGUCCUUCCGAUUCCCUCGCCGCUAUGAUCGAUGUCUCGAAGAUUGCUGAUAUCGUUCUCCUCAUGAUCGACGGUAACUACGGUUUCGAGAUGGAGACCAUGGAGUUCCUGAACGCUCUGUCUACAAGUGGUAUGCCGGGUAAUGUCUUUGGUAUCUUGACACAUUUGGAUCUGUUCAAGAAGCAGAGCACCUUGAAGAUGACCAAGAAGCGCCUCAAGCACCGUUUCUGGAGCGAGCUUUACCAGGGUGCUAAGCUCUUCUAUCUUUCCGGUGUCAUCAACGGCCGUUACCCCGAUCGUGAAGUGCACAACCUCUCCCGAUUCUUGUCUGUCAUGAAGAACCCGCGUCCGCUUAUUUGGCGUAACUCUCACCCCUACGCCCUGGCCGAUCGCUUUUUGGAUAUCACGCCACCAACUAAGAUUGAAGAGAACCCGAAGUGUGAUCGUACGGUUGCACUAUAUGGUUAUCUUAGAGGUACCAAUUUCCCUGCCCACGGUGCCCGAGUACAUGUCCCUGGUGUGGGUGACUUGACCGUCUCCGGCAUCGAAGGAUUGCCCGAUCCGUGCCCAACUCCCUUCAUGGACCAGCAAAUUGCCAAGGCAACUGGAAAAUCUUCACGACGCAAGCUGGGCGAGAAGCAGAAACUGCUCUUUGCUCCCAUGUCCGAUGUUGGUGGUGUGUUGGUCGAUAAAGACGCCGUCUAUAUUGAUAUCAAGACAAAUACGUUCAACCGGGGCUCGGAUGAUGAGGAAUCCGAUAACGAGGACCGAGGUCUGGGUGAACAGCUUGUGGUAAACCUACAGAGCGAGCGCCGCUUGCUCGGUGAGGCUGACCAGGGCGUUCGUCUGUUCCGUGGCGGUGAGACGAUCUCCAAUGCUGUCGAGGACGAAGGAACCGGCCGCAAACAACGGAGACAUGCCCGACUAGCUGAUUCCGAGCGCGUCCAAGCUGCAUCAGAUGAUGAAGACGGCGAAGACGAGGAAGCUUCUGAUGAAGAGGAUGACGCAGGUGACUUUGAUGAAAACGAGGAUGAUGAAGAUGAAGUCGACAUGUCUGCGCCAGCAGACUUUGCGGAUAGCUUUAAGAAAAGACAGAACGGAAACGCCGAUGCUGAGGACGAUGACGUUGCAUUCGCAGACAGCGACUCCGACAUAGGCUCUGUCUCCGGUGAUGAGCAGGACCAGGAUAGUGACGAGGAUGAAGACGACGAAGAUGAAGAGGGUAACCUUCGCUGGAAGGAGAACAUGCAGGAAAACGCCAAGGCUUUCCAUGGCAAGCGCCCAGCUUUCCGCGUUGGCGAUCUGUCUCGCAUGAUGUACGACGACUCGAUUACCCCUGUCGAUGUUGUGCAAACAUGGCGCGGUGAAAAUAAUGGCGAUGAAUCCGAGGAAUCCGACAUUGAAGCCGAUGAAGAAGCCGACGAUUUCUUCAAGAAGACCAACAACGAGAAGGAUGACGAGGCCGAUCUUCGCGCCAUUCCUGAAUACGACUACGAUGAGCUUGAGCGUAAGUGGCGUGAUGAGGAAUUGAUCGAGUCGCUCAAACUGCGUUUCGUUACCGGCAAACUCGGCGGUGGUGGUUCAGACGAUGACGAUGUCGACGAGGACGAUUUCGAUGAUGACUCGGAUGAUGAAGGUGAUGGAGCUUUCGAGGACUUGGAGUCGGGCGAGGUUUUCGACGGAUUCAAGGAUGGCGAUGAAGAGGAGGAUGAAGAUGAUGAGGAUGAGGAAGCGGAGCCCGAGGGCCUCGUGGACUUGGAAGCUGAGCGUGAGCGCAACGCGAAGAAGAAGGAAGAGUUGAAACUUCGCUUUGAGGAAGAAGAUCGUGAAGGCUUUGGCAAUGCCAAAGACGGCACCCGUGAUGGUGGAGAUGGCGAGUUUGGCGAGGAUGACUGGUAUGACAUGCAGAAGGCAAAGAUGCAGAAGCAGAUGGAUAUCAACCGCGCUGAGUUUGACAACCUUGACGAAGCCUCUCGCGCGCGCGCUGAAGGCUACAAGGCCGGUACUUACGCACGAAUCGUUUUGGAGAAUGUGCCAUACGAGUUCGUUGAAAAGUUCAGCCCUCGAUUCCCUGUCAUUGUUGGAGGACUGGCUCCUACCGAGGAUCGCUUUGGAUAUGUUCAGAUUCGCAUCAAGCGUCACCGCUGGCACAAGAAGAUCUUGAAGAGCAACGACCCGUUGAUUUUCUCCCUCGGCUGGCGUCGCUUCCAGUCCAUGCCCAUCUACAGUACCUCGGACAGUCGGACACGAAACCGUCUGCUCAAGUAUACUCCCGAGCACAUGCAUUGUACCGGUGUCUUCUACGGUCCACUUGUGGCUCCUAACACCGGUUUCUGCUGUGUUCAAUCCUUCUCCAACAAGAACCCUGGAUUCCGCAUUGCUGCGACUGGUGUCGUCCUCGCCGUGGACGAGCACACUGAGAUUGUCAAGAAGUUGAAACUUACUGGUGUGCCAUACAAGAUCUUCAAGAACACCGCUUUCAUCAAGGACAUGUUCAAUUCUGCCCUUGAGAUCGCCAAAUUCGAAGGCGCUUCAAUUCGCACAGUCUCCGGUAUCCGUGGUCAGAUCAAGCGAGCUCUCAGCAAGCCCGACGGGUACUACCGUGCUACGUUCGAGGAUAAGAUCUUGAUGAGUGAUAUUGUUUUCCUGCGCGCCUGGUACCCUAUCAAGCCACACCGAUUCUACAACCCUGUUACCAACCUGCUCGACCACACUGAAGGCAGCAACGCCGACGGCGGUUGGCAGGGUAUGCGGCUGACUGGUGAGGUCCGCCGCGACCAGGGCAUCCCCACCCCUAUGAAUAAGGAUUCGGCCUACCGCAAGAUCGAGCGACAGGAGCGCCACUUCAACCCGCUGCGGGUGCCCCGUCAGCUGGCCGCCGAUCUUCCCUACAAGUCCCAGAUCACCAAGAUGAAGGGCCACAAGGACCAGACCUACAUGCAGAAGCGUGCUGUGGUCCUCGGUGGUGAGGAGAAGAAGGCCCGCGACCUCAUGCAGAAGUUGACUACUAUGCGCAACGAGAAGUCUGCUAAGCGUGCAGCUAAGCAAGAAGAGCGUCGCCAGGUUUACCGAGCCAAGGUGGCCGAUAGUCUAGAGAAGAAGGCUGCCCGUGAGAAGAGAGAGCGCGAUGAUUACUGGCGCAGGGAGGGCAAGAAGCGCAAGAACGACGAAGACGGCGGUGGUGGUGGCAAGAAGCGCAGAUGA